This is a messenger RNA of Nymphaea colorata (pocket water lily), 1425 nucleotides long. Its product is annotated as superoxide dismutase [Fe], chloroplastic-like. NCBI's taxonomy places the organism in Eukaryota, Viridiplantae, Streptophyta, Magnoliopsida, Nymphaeales, Nymphaeaceae. Gene Ontology annotation, molecular function: superoxide dismutase activity; metal ion binding. The transcript is spliced from 10 exons. The record is from RefSeq and is a predicted model, not a curated record. The coding region runs from base 316 to 1149 and encodes 277 amino acids. Gene Ontology annotation, biological process: superoxide metabolic process. Gene Ontology annotation, cellular component: chloroplast nucleoid.
GAUUCAGUUGGAACGUGGAUAGAGCACUUCAGAAUGGAGUGUGCGACACCAUCAGCUCUCCCUUCUCAAGCACUUCCUCUGUUUUGUUCAGGUCUGAGAAGGUCGCCAUUAGCUCAUCAACUGAAAUGGGGAGCACCAAAGGCGUGAGAGAACCGCGCUCCUGUGAUACUCCCAUGCAGAGUAUGAUGGCAUUCAUACACGUGCGUGACCGAAGCAUGACCUUGGUUGCUAGAUGAGGAGUCAUCUCGUCCGGCGAUAUGGCUAUGCGAGGAAUUAUUUUUUGCUUUUUCACUUGCCUGGUUUCUUAUUCUUUAAAUGAUUAAUUGGUUUCAGAAGAAUUAUUCAAGGAAGAGGCAUGCUUUUGUUCAUGCUCAGCUCGACUUGAAGCCACCUCCAUAUUCACUGGAUGCCUUGGAGCCACAUAUGAGCCGUCAAACAUUAGAGUAUCACUGGGGAAAGCAUCAUAGAGCAUAUGUGGACAAUCUAAACAAGCAGAUUGCAGGAACUGAGCUGGACGGAAUGUCACUAGAAGAAAUCAUCGUCACCACAUACAACAAGGGGGAUCCUCUUCCUCCGUUUAAUAAUUCUGCACAGGCAUGGAACCACAAUUUCUUCUGGGAAUCUAUGAAGCCUGGAGGAGGAGGAGUUCCUACUGGGAUUCUUCUGGAACUGAUUGAAAGAGAUUUUGGCUCAUUUGAUGCAUUUGUGCGAGAAUUUAAGGCCGCAGCAACUACACAGUUUGGGUCUGGUUGGGCUUGGCUGUCCUAUAAGGCAAACAAACUUGCAGUGGGGAAUGCAGUGAAUCCUCUUCCUACAGAGAAAGAUAACAAGCUAGUGAUUUCCAAAAGUCCCAAUGCAGUGAACCCUCUUGUUUGGGAUUACUCGCCAUUGCUGACUAUUGAUGUAUGGGAGCAUGCUUACUACCUUGACUAUGAGUACAAGCGUCCAGAAUAUGUUUCAGUGUUCAUGGAGCAGCUUGUUUCGUGGGAGUCUGUAAGUGCCAGAUUGGAGAUUGCAAAAGCCAAAGCAGAAGAACGGGCAAGGGAGGAGGAGGAAAGGAUAAGAAAAGAGGAGACACAAGAAUGGGAGAACAGCGAACCAGUGGAGAUGUAUAUGGACGGCGAGCCUGAAGGGUCAGAUUCAGAAUGAAGGAAGGGCCUUCUAAGUUUCUGUCGGUAUGGUAGUUGUAUCUUCAAUGCGUCGGUAUAUCGUCUUUUUGGUAUACCCGGUCGGCUUUAAUUAGCACAGGAUAGCCCCUUGGUCUUUAGUUAGCUUGAUUUAUAUGAUAUUCGGGCUGUACAGUUUUCAGAGCUUAACGAGAGAAUUUUAUGACGGCUUGCAGGAGAUUUCAUUAUAGUAAACAAAAUAUUUUGUAACACGAUGAGUAUUAGCACUAUUAGCAGCUGCUUAUUGGGCUUUCCAUUA